Messenger RNA from Myxocyprinus asiaticus (Chinese sucker), 4740 nucleotides. Its product is annotated as GTPase IMAP family member 7-like. The transcript has 7 exons. Gene Ontology annotation, molecular function: GTP binding. The coding region runs from base 216 to 2072 and encodes 618 amino acids. NCBI's taxonomy places the organism in Eukaryota, Metazoa, Chordata, Actinopteri, Cypriniformes, Catostomidae. The record is from RefSeq and is a predicted model, not a curated record.
CUCUACUUUUUUUUUUUCUCUUUUCCCCAAAGGGAAUGUACCCUAAAUUAAAGUGACAGAGGAAACAAAUAAAGUUAAAACUAAUACACAGAUUCUCAAUGUAAGGAAGUUCAGCUGCCAUAUUCUCCGUCAUGUUGGUUUGUACUGGUUUAGUUUUUUAGCAAGGUAUCACAGUCUUCAUUUGGAUAACAAAAAAGAAGGCAAGAAUACGAAAAAUGGAGAAAGAAGUAAGAGCAGUUGUUUUGGGUCCCCAGUACUUUGAGAAAGCAUCAGUGCUUAACAGUAUUUUAGGUGAAGUCGAGUCUAAUGAGUUCUUUGUGAAGUCUGUAAGGAAAGACAGUGAAGUGAAUGGUAGGAUGAUCACUCUGAUUAACACACCCUGUUGGUGGAAGGAAUACGGUAUGAAAGACUCACCAGAAGUUGUCAAACAGGAACUGGUGUGCAGUGUCUUGAAGUGUCCACCAGGACCUCAUGUUUUUCUAUUGGCUAUUGAUCUCAGUUUGCCUUUUACUCAAGAACAGAGAAUCAGCAUUGAGGAACAUCUUAAUCUCUUUGGAGAGAGAAUCUGGUCACACGUCAUAGUGCUCUUUACACGAACAGUUUCAUUGAACGACAAAUCCAUUGAGCAACACAUACAGAGUCAAGGAGAAGAUCUGCAACAGAUCAUACAGAGAUGUGGAGGCAGAUACCACAUUUUUGAUAUAGUAAAUAAAGGAAAUCGAGUUGAAGAACUACUUGUGACGAUUGAUGGUGUUGUGGCAGCAAACAGUGGCAAACAUUUUGAAACUGACAAUAAAAAACUUCUUGAGGUGCAGAAAAAGAGAGAAGACAUCCAAGAGAGAGCAAAAGCCAGACAAACGAUGGUGCAGGAAAAAAGAGAACUGCUGAAAGAAAAAGGAGAUGUGUUAUCAGUCCAAUCACUGAGAGUUGUACUGGUGGGUUGGAUCCUUUCUGGAAAAAGUUUAGCAGGAAACACCAUCUUGAACCAGGACAUAUUUAAAGCAGAAAAAACAAAAAAGUAUGUACAAGGUUCUGGUGAAGUGAAUGGAAGGAAGAUAACAGUGACAGACACGCCAGGCUGGUGGAAGUAUUUCCCAGCUAAAUUCAAUCCAGAGAUUGUGAGGACCUCAAUUCUAGAGAGUAUUUCAGAAAGUGGGAAAUCUCCACAUGCUGUACUCUUACUGAUUCCUGCAGACACUUCAUUUCAGCAAGAACAAAAGAGGAUCAUUGAAGAAAAUAUGACUACUCUCGGAGAGGACGUCUGGAGACACACCAUAGUUUUGUUCACAUGGGGCAAUGUAUUUCCAGACAUCUCAAUCGAGGAGCACAUUGAGAGUGAAGGUGAUGCCCUCCAGUGGCUGAUUGAGAAAUGUGGGAACAGAUAUCACGUCUUUGACAACACGGACAUGAAGAAUCGAGAUCAAGUCACAGAGCUGCUCCAGAAGAUUGAUCAGAUGGUGGCAGAAAACUGUUUGUUUCGUCUCGACACUAAGUGUGAUGCAGAAAUGAAUCUUCAUAAGACUGACACACAACAAGAUCUGGAUUUAGAGGAGGAAAUAAGUCUGGAUCCACAGCAUGUGCUGAAAAUACUAAGCGAUGAGCUGAACAACAGAUUAAAUGCAAUAACAAAUAUGGCAAAAGAAAUACUGAUGGAUUUCACUGAAUAUGAUGACCUCGCAAGUCAGAGAAGUUUGUCAAACCCUCCAGAUUUUAAAGAAGAAGAAUCAAAUAAACCUUCCGAAACACCGAUCAGCAAACAUCAACAGGAGAUCAAGCCAGUUGAUGAAAAACUCAUGAAUAAGAUUGAGAGAGAAGGAAGCAGAUGGGAAUCUAUAAUAAUGGAGGGGUUCUGGAGGAUUUUGCAGAAAUAUAAAGCAUCAAGUGAUGAAAAUGUGAUUCAAAGUUCAAAGCGUGACAUGUUGAGGUGGAUUCAAAGAAGUGAGGGAUACAGCACUUCUGGAUAUGAAACAAGCUCCAAUCUUAGUGAUCCAGCAGAAGAUCCACAGAAUACAGACAUAUCAGAGGACAAUAAUUGCUUAAGAGCAACAGGCAGCAUAGCCUUAAAUAAAUGACAUGCUCUUGCACUCAGCUGGACCGAGCACAACAGAAAGCAAAGAUCUCAAUAGACCUUAUUCCCGCUAGCGCCAUCUUUGAUUUUUAACGGGAAUGAAAACAAGGCUGUGAGGGAUAGAGGUACAGUCUCUUCAAUGGCACGAACGAAUAAAGCUGUAUAAAGCUCUGUGGGGGCGUGGUCAAGCAUCCGUCUGGAUAGAGAGAAAGCGGUAAGGGCACUUACACCAGAGCUAGAUUAUGUUUAACACCUGUUUCUAAUUCAAGUGAGCACGGGGAGAGCGGCAUAUAAGCAGCCAUGCCAACAGCAGAGGAGAGAGAGUCUGACACAAGGAAGGCCACGGUGCUCCUGAAGCUGUUACAUUUAAUCUGUUAUGUUUGUGAAGCUGAUGUGUUUAAGUGACUACGUGCCUGUGAAUCUGAUGAGUGUCUUUACCUCCAAAGCCGAGACGAAGUCUAUCCCUCACAGCCUCGUUGUCAUUCCCAUUAAAAAUCAAAGAUGGCGCUCGCGUGAAUUUUUCAAUAUUCAAUCUUGACACAAUGUUCUAAAAACACAGCUUGUGUGACUAGAGGUGCUGAAAAGUAGUGAGAGUUUUCAGGGGGGAUGGAUAAUCAAACAAGCAAGUACAACCCCCCUCCAAUAUUUCUAACAUGAUCAAUGGAAACAUGUAGAUGCUUCAUGCUGCAACUCCCUAAUUGUAAAGCCAAACCUACGCCUUUGGACGUGACGCAACCGAAGUAAGGGCGCUUGCACACUAGAGACAUUUCCAACAGAAGGGAAUGUGAAAAGUCCAUUUUGAAGGCGAUUACCACAGAGGGAAGAGGCGGUUCAGUUUGAAAACAAGCAGCAAUCCAGUGGCUAUCGCAGACAGAGAUGGCUAUCUAACAUAUAACUUUUCAACAAUGUACCAGUAAUCACUUAAACACAACUCUUUGUAGCCUGGCAGAGAAAGACAGUAAAGGACAGGGAAUGAAUACACCGCAUGUAUGAGGUUUUUCCAUCAUGUUUUUAUUUAUUUCAAAACGCAACUAGUCCCAUCUUUCCGAGAUUCUCAUUGGACAACGCAUGCUUUUUGUCAGAGUGCGUUGCAGCAAAAGUUAAAAUGCUGUAAACUUUUGUUCACAAGGCAGUGCUUCACUAUCGCAAACCCUUGAGUUUUCCCUCUCCGUCCUUCCGACACACCAUCCCCAUUGAAAUGCAUUUGUAGCGUUCUCUGACGCAGCAUAAAAUCGGCUCUGAUGAAGAAAAAACAUGAACAAUUUCAAACAAGAAUGGACUUUCAAGUUUAGGUUGUAUUCAUUAACAUUACAUAACUUGGUCUAACAAAGAACAACAUUUUAAUAGCACUUAUUAAUCUUAAUCAAUGUUAAUUUUCAACAUCUACUAAUGCAUUUUUUAAAUUAAAAGUUCAGUAUGUUAAGAUUAGUUAGUGCAUUACGAACUUACAAUGAAUAAUUGUAUUUUCAUAUUUUUCAUCAAUAAAAUUAACUAAUUAUUGUUCAUUAUUUGUUCAUGAUACCUUCAGUUACUAAUGUUAACAAAUACAACCUUAUUGUAAAGUGUUACCAUUUGUUUUUUAUGCAGUAUUACUGUAUCCAUGUGAGGAGGCAGUAUAUGUCGAUGCAUUUAUGUCAUCAGUCUGAUUUACUCUCUCUUAUAAACCAUUGUUGAAAGCACUUUUUAGUUGUUGUUUGUUGUUUCUGUCUCAAGUUAACUGUACAUUUUUGAAUUUCCUGCUAGGUGGAAAUGUUUCUCAUGACAAAAUAAGAUGAAAGCUAACACAGAUUUACAGUUUUAUUUAAAUUAUACUGUUAUCUGUAGAUAGAAGCUUUUUGCUGACAAAAUAAUUCUGGCUCAGCCCGCAUGCCCCGAAGAACUUUUCCAUUCGGUCUGCUAGAAGCUUAUAAGUAAAUAUUAUUUAUGAUUAAACAAUUAAAUAUAUUCAUGAUCCUAAAGUAGAAAACGUAAUUUUUAUUCACUAAUUUAGGUUAAUUUCAGUGGUUAAUAAAAUAAGUAAUAAUAAAAUAAGCAUUUAUAAAAUAAAAUAAGUAUAUGUAAGUAAUUUUACUUGCAUGAUUUUACUGUUUAUUUACACCGUUUUUAUUGUUUAUUUCAUUGUAACGUUUGGUAACUUCCUGUUUUGUGAAGUCUUAAGUUAAUUUUCUACUUAAAAUUACCAUUGAUGAUAAAAAUUAAGGGUUGAUUGUUACCGUCAUCAUGUUUUGUGCAUCAAGUGUUGAGGUCAGUGUGCGUGGCUAUGUCUCUUGGGACUUUUACCAGUAAUGAAAGGUGAUAAGAGAGAAUAUAUUAUUAUUAUAUUAUAUUCUCUCUUAACAACUGACUAUCAACAGCCUGAAUGUCAAUACUGUACAUUCUAUAUAUACUAUAUAUACUUUUUUAUAUUUUUUAUUUUUAUUGAAUAAUGUGUAUCUAUAUAGUGUGUAUUGUAUACUGUACAGUGUAUAUUAUUAUUUGUAUAUUGUUGAGUGUAAUUAUGUGUAUAUCAGAUGUUUAAAUUGUGCUGUAUGUGCUUAAUUUGAUGUUAUUGUAAAUUGGUAUAUGUCUCAUCACUGUCACGACUGCUGUGUUGAUCGGAACUGCACCCAAGAAUUUCACACACCAUUGCACUUGUGUAUAUGGCUGUGUGACAAUAAAGUAAUUUGAUUUGA